Neoarius graeffei (lesser salmon catfish) is the source of this 874-nucleotide messenger RNA. It is a transcript of the gene exosc6, whose product is annotated as exosome component 6. The record is from RefSeq and is a predicted model, not a curated record. Gene Ontology annotation, cellular component: cytoplasmic exosome (RNase complex); nucleolus; nuclear exosome (RNase complex). The transcript has a single exon. Lineage: Eukaryota; Metazoa; Chordata; Actinopteri; Siluriformes; Ariidae. Bases 47 to 859 code for a protein of 270 amino acids. Gene Ontology annotation, biological process: rRNA catabolic process; nuclear mRNA surveillance; poly(A)-dependent snoRNA 3'-end processing.
AACAUUCCGCUUUUCCGGUUUGAUUGUGCCGUGUAGAAAGUGAAAGAUGCCGGUCGAUACUAAACGUGUCCGUGGCCCGGAGGUGUCACAGUCUCCGUUAUUAUUUGUUCCUCCCGUUUCACGGGUUUCUGACGCCGGCAGCAGGCGCGGCGCGCGAGGAGACGGUGAUGUGCGUCCGGUGUUUGCGCGCUGCGGUCUCGUGAGCCAGGCCAAGGGUUCUUCGUACCUCGAGGCCGGCAACACCAAGAUCAUGUGUUCGGUUUACGGUCCGCGCGAAACCGAGCGCAAGGACGAGACCGACAUGAAAAGCGGCCGCCUGGUGUGCGACUUCCGCCUGGCGCCGUUCUCGUGCCCGAAGCGCGGCGCGUGGAUCCAGAGCGCGGAGGAGCGCGACCUGUCGGCGGCGCUGGCGGAGAGUCUGCACCCGGGCGUGUGUCUGCACCGCUACCCGCGCGCGCAGGUCGACGUGAACGUCGUGGUGCUGGAGAACGACGGCUCCGUGCUGGCGCACGCGGUGACGUGCGCGUCCAUGGCGCUCGCGGACGCCGGGAUCGAGAUGUACGACACGGUGCUGGGCUGCGCGCUGAGGCGGGACGGACAGCGGUGCCUCGUGGACCCCGACCUGGCGGAGGAGCAGCGCGGCGGCGAGAGCGGCGGAAACCAGGGCCGCGUCGCGGUGGCGCUUCUCCCCAACCUCAACCAGAUCUCCGGGCUGCAGGCGGACGGCGACAUGCGCGAGGACACGUUAACGGCGGCCGUGAGAACGUGCAUGGAGGGCUGCCACAGACUGUACCCGGUGGUGCAACAAGCCAUACUGAAGGCAGUUAAAAUGAAGGCGCCCCCUCCACCGGAAAAAUAAAACUACUUCUUUUCA